Molecule: messenger RNA, 8012 nt
Organism: Pangasianodon hypophthalmus (striped catfish)
Lineage: Eukaryota; Metazoa; Chordata; Actinopteri; Siluriformes; Pangasiidae
Gene: ptpn13
Product: protein tyrosine phosphatase non-receptor type 13
Exons: 49
Coding region: 364-7554 (2396 amino acids)
Biological process (GO): peptidyl-tyrosine dephosphorylation
Cellular component (GO): cytoskeleton; cytoplasm; nucleus
Molecular function (GO): protein tyrosine phosphatase activity; phosphatidylinositol 3-kinase regulatory subunit binding
Source: RefSeq, a predicted model, not a curated record
GAUCUGGCAACCCCAGGGAAGCCAAUCCCUCUCAGCUGCAAUGGCUUACUAGUUUGGAGAAGAAGCGCAAACGCAGUGCACUCGCUCUCUGAGUGAUUAAAGCCGGACAAAAAGCACCGAGAGACGUUUGGGAGGAUUACUACUGUACCAGAGAAGUGUGCAGAGAAGCAGGAGAGGGAGUUUUGGAGGGGAAUCGGAGGAUUUGGGGCUCGGAUGUGCGCCUGGAUCAACCUGUUGGACUUGAGCAGGAGAGGAAGGAGAAGGAGAAGGAGUAGCUCUUCAUUUCUCAGUGUGGAGGUGAUGCUGGAGCUGAACCUCACUGCACUUUAACCUUUAACUGGCCUUUCACACUGUAGAGGCACCAUGCACGUGUCUCUGGCCGAGGCUCUGCAGGUUCGAGGAGGUCCACUGCAGGAGGAGGAAGUGUGGGCCGUGCUGAACCAGAGUGCCGAGAGUCUUCAGGAACUCAUGCGCAGAGACCCGACUGCCCUGGGUUUCAUCAUCUCGCCGUGGUCUCUGCUUCUCAUGCCUUCCGGAAACAUCUCAUUCACGGAUGAGAAUGUGACUCAGCAGGACCUGAGAGCGUUCACCGCCCCGGAAGUGCUCGAGGGCCUCAAUUUGUCCUCGCUCUCUGAUAUAGAGAAGAUGCACAUGUACUCACUGGGUAUGACUCUGUUUUGGGGAGCGGACUAUGAGAUUCCUCAAAGCCAGCCGAUGAAGCUGAGUGAGCACCUGAACAAUAUUCUGCUGAAGAUGUGUGAGGACUCGACGCUGACGCGCCUCUCUGUGCGCUCUCUCCUGGACGUCUGCAGCACACACGUCCGUAACUCCACGUGCGAUCCUUCCUUUUCGUACGUGCGUAAACUGGUGCGUCUGGUGCUCGGCAGUCUGUCUCAGCUGGAUGGUUUGCUGUCCCAAACUGAGAGGGACUCCCUGCCUGAGAGGAGUAAAGAGAUUCGGGAGAGAUUGCGUGGUAAAGGCUUGCCUGCAGGUCGUAGCGCGGCCCAUCGCGUCCUGGAGCGCUACCGAGCUCGCUCUCAGGAGCAGGCCGCUCUGAACCGAGGCCUGAGCCGCUCCAUGGGCUCUCUGCCCACUCGCGACGAAACCAUCCAGCAGACCCCGCCUCCAUCCGAGACCUCUUCCGAACCAUUUGCACGACAACAAAAGGUUAAAGGUCAGUUGCAGGAGCCGGACCGCCGAUCGCUGCCCCACCACAGGAAGAAGAACUGGGCGUCGUCCGUAGAUUUAGCCUACUUGGACCCGGAAUUGCUGCGUUUCGGUGCGCUGGAAGACGCCCGGCGGGGAAGCAGCGCCCUCAGUAACCGCUCCUCCAGCAGGCUGAAGUCGGCCGCAAGGGUCCGAGAUGUGCCUUACGGAGAUUUUGAAGGCUUGGAGGUCAGGAAGGGUCAUCAUCGCUCAGCACAGUCGGUGGGCGGAGCUUAUGAUAAACUUCGAGAGAGACACAAGAAGUUGCACGCACUCAGUCAGGCCAUGGACGACCCUAUGCACACACACAGGAGUUAUCAGAGUGACUACAGCUCAUCCAGUGAGAGUCCAUCAGUAACAUCAUCAGACCCAGACUACAGACAUGCUAAAAGGCCGGAUGAGCUGAGGCGCUUCAGUUCACAAGUGGGACUGUCUGAGAACGACGGCAUGCCACAGAGACACAGGCUGUAUGAUGUCGGGCAGGAGGAGGCGUUCAGGACGGAGUUGCUGAUGUCCAGGCCGGAGGACGGGAUGCGGAGACUGCAGUCCCAACUCUCCCGCUCCAGCCUUUACGCCGGAGACGAGCCACGCGCUUCCAUUAACGACCUGCGGGAGGCGAUGAAGAGCAGCAUGAUGGACAUCAGCAGCCUUCAGAGUCGCAAAGCCAAGAAUUUUUUCGGUCCUGAGUUUGCGAAGAUGUCCACUGAGCCGUGCGUGGUUCUGAACGUUCCCUCUUCCAUAAUGAAUAAGCGCGGGAAGGUGGAGGAGAGCCAGCGGAAGGUAUUUGUGGUGCUGCUGAACGGUCAGAAGCUGGAGGUGAGCUGUGACGUGAAGGCCGUGUGUAAGGACGUGUUGGACAUGGUGAUCGCACACGUGGGUCUGGUGGAGCAUCACCUCUUUGGCCUGGCUUACCUUAAAGAUGACGAGUUCUUCUUCAUCGACUCUGACGCCAGAAUCUCGAAGGUGGCUCCAGAUGGCUGGAAAGACGAUCCAAAAAAAAGGAAAACAGAAAUCAACUUCACUUUAUUCCUUCGCAUCAAGUUCUUCCACGAUGAUGUCAGCUUCAUCCAGCACCCCAUGACCAAGCACCAGUACUACUUGCAGUUGCGGAAGGAUAUUUUGGAGGAGCGAAUGCGUUGCAGCAUGGAGAACGCGAUGAUUUUGGCCUCCCUGGCGCUGCAGGCUGAGAUCGGCGACUAUCAGCCCGAGCUCCAUGGAAAGACGUAUUUCAGGACGGAGCAUUACCUUCCUGCUAAUAUUAUGGAGAAGCUGGACCAAAGCUCCAUGAAAGAGGAACUCUCCAAACUGCACAGCAACUACUACGGAGCCAAAGAGGACGAAGCCGAGUUCGAGUUCCUUAAGGUGAGUCAGCGGCUGACGGAGUAUGGCGUUCACUUCCACCGCGUGCUGCCUGAGAAAAGAUCUCAGACAGGAAUCCAGAUGGGCGUCUGCUCCAAAGGCAUCCAGAUCUUCGAGGUGCUGAACGGAAACCGAACCCCGGCGCUGAGGUUCCCCUGGAGAGAGACCAAGAAGAGCUCCUUCACCAAAAAGAAGAUUUGUCUGCAGAACUCAUCAGAUGGGAUCAAACACGUGUUCCAGACAGACAGUCAGAAGACGUGUCAGUAUCUGCUCCAGCUGUGCUUAGAGCAGUACAAAUUCCACCAGCAGAUGAAAACACGGCAGAGCAACCAGGAGCAGCAGGAGCUCGAAAACUCUCCUCUGAACAUGCUGCAGUACCCUGUGGGUCCUGAAAGCCUGGGCCGGGCCGUUAGCUUAGCCAGCCUAGCAGCUAGCGCUACAAUGAGCACCCGCUCCAACCCAGACAGCCUGAAGAGGAUGUCGAGCUCAGAGGAACGAGCUUUUCCUGCCUUCAGCACAAACUCCAGCUCCAGGAUGAAGAGCCGCUCUCAUCACAACCUGGGCGAGCUGCCCGAGUCUCCCGAGCACCGGGGGGCACCGUUCACCUCCGUACACCACCGCGCUAGCUCCGAUACCGACUCCAUCACUGUUCAUGGACAGCAGGAGAGGUCCAUGAGCCACCCUGACACUCCGAACUGGAGCUCGAAAAACCUAACGAAGGAUUCAGACACGUCGUCCUGUGAGGAGAGCGGAGCGCCGUAUGUCGAAGGUGUUAGCAUGCAUGGCUCGGACUUAUCUUCUACCCCAGUCUCAUCAGUAGGAAUUACUGAUUCCCUGAAGAAAAAGUUGGACAUGUUGCCUUCCCCUGAGCGUGAAAAUAAAAGCGUCAGUCUGAAGAAGGACGUGAAGUAUGGCCUGGGCUUUCAGAUCAGUGGAGGAGAGAGUGCAGGCCGGAUGGAUCUGGGCACCAUCAUCAGCUCCAUCACUCCAGGGGGACCUGCUGACGUCGAUGGACGCCUGAAACCAGGUGACCGGCUGCUCAAAGUGAACAAUGUCAGUGUUGAAGGUCUUUCUCACGAGGAAACUGUGGAGAUCUUGCAGAGCUCUCCAGAUGAUGUCACACUGCUGGUGUCACAGCCUAAAGAGCCACUGUUUGCAGACUCUCCUUCAGAUCUCUCCCACUACAAAGACAAGUCGAGACAGGAAGUAGACGUGGAUUCUUCCUCCGAGGAACUGGCUCAUACCUUCCCUCCUUUCUUCGGUAAGAACGUAGCAGGAAGCUUCCCACAGACACAACUCAACGGCGUGCACCAGAAAGAUGAAAGCGGGGCUGACUCCACCCCUCCAGCGCUGCCCCCCAAAACCAGGAAACCCAAAGGUCCUGAGGCCCCGAAAGAGCCGGAGAUCUCGGACAGAGGCGACUCGGACAUGGACGAGGACACACACUCGAGUAACCAGGACAAGCAAAAGUCUAUGAAGGACGUCUCCGUCAUGGACGGAUUAAGUGGUAGUGGCCCAGCAGUCAAUAGUCUCCAGCCCGGAGAUCUAUUUGACGUUGAGCUGUCCAAAAUAGACAGCAGUCUGGGCAUUAGUGUCACGGUACUGUUCGGAAAGGGCGGCUCCAAUACGUCAGUCAGGCACGGCGGGAUCUACGUCAAAGGGAUCGUCCCUAAAGGUGCAGCCGAGCUGGAUGGGAGGAUCAAGAAAGGAGACCGUGUGGUGGCUGUGAAUGGGAAAAGUCUGGAAGGAGCCACUCAUAAGGAGGCGGUGGAGGCUCUGAGAGACACAGGACAGGUGGUCCAUCUGUUGUUGGAGAGAGGACAGCUCCCGGAGGACAGAGUUCACGCUCCUCUCACCCCUCAGGGCACUUCAAUGGUCCGAGACACCAGACCUCAACUUCGGAGUGCGGUGAGAAAACCCCAGGCAGAGUACAGCUUCAUCACACCAGAUAACGUGUUUGAGGUGAGCUUGCUGAAGAACACCUCUGGUCUCGGGUUCAGCUUCAGCCGUGAGGAGAAUGUUCCGGAUGAGCCGCUCGGUACCAGCAUGGUCCGGGUCAAGAAGCUGUUCCCCGGCCAGCCGGCUGCCGAGAGCGGUCUGAUCCGAGUGGGCGACGUCAUCCUGCGUGUCAAUCAAACGUCACUCAAAGGGCUGACGCAGCACGAGGUGAUCUCGGCUUUAAGAGGGACGGGUCAGGACGUGACGUUGCUGCUGUGCAGACCUGAAGCAGGAGUUCUUCCUGACAUGGAUUCCUCUAACCAAACCUCCACCCCGUCCCCCCGUAAGGAACCUCCUCCGAAGCCAAAACUUGCCCCGAAACCGGCGCCUCCCCCUCAGGAGGAGAAAGCGAAUCCUUUGGGCAUCGUGGAACAGGCUCUGGAGAGGAUGCUGAUGAAGUCGCCAAGCCGCAGAGACAGCUACAGUGACAGCACUGAUGAGGAGGGAGAGGAGGAGGAGGGGGAGGAGGGCUUCAGUCCUGCAGGUCAGAGCGAGCCCGCCUGGGAGAUGGACGACACCAUCCGCUCGGCCUACGUCAGCACCAGCCAGUCCGCCGACAGGCCCGAGACCAGCAGGAGGCCUCCUCCCUCGUCCCCUCUUCUCUCAUCUCCAGCUCUUCCUGAAGCAGGCCUCCUAAACCCCAGUUCUCACCCUUUGCCCCCUGCUCUUCCCACCCCCCUCAACCUCACACUUCCAGAGCAAAGUCCAGACACAGAUGACUACCUGCCUGAAGUGGAGCUCAAGAUCUCUCUGGUGAAGUCAGAAAAAGGAAGCUUGGGCUUCACGCUGACUAAAGGAAAUGACCACAACUGCUACAUCCAUGACAUCAUCCAAGACCCCGCUAAAGGCGACGGCAGACUUCGGCCUGGCGAUCGCAUGAUAAUGGUGAAUAACACUGAUGUUUCUGGUAUGAGUCACACCGAGGUGGUAAACCUCGUCCGAGCCGCACCGCGAGUGGUCGAUCUGGUCGUGGGACGAGUCCUGGAACCCCCUAAACCACCAAUAGAUGCCCACCUUCUGCCUGACAUCACCUUCCAGUGCCCCACUGACUCGCUGGGUCUGGUGCUGGAUGGAGGUAAGGACAGCGAGUUUGGUGUCCUCUAUGUGAAGGACAUCGUCCCAGGAUCGAUGGCCGCCACAGAAGGAACUCUAAGAAAACUGGACCUCAUUCACUACAUUAACGGAGCACCGACAAACGAGCUGAUGCUCGGCGAGAGCCGCCGACUUCUGCAGCUCAAACCGCAAGAGCUUACUCUCAAAGCCACCAGGGACGGGAAACCUGUGUGUCCAAAGAAGGAGAGAAUCUCGAUCCUGAACAACAACGUCAGCUCAAAAACCAACACAUCGAGUAUGAACGGUUAUCUUCAUAGUAAUGAUCAUGACUUGGAAGCCAUCUGUCCCUCUGAGGAGCAGAUCAUCAGGCUGCAGUUGGAGAAGCCUCCAGCCGGCAGUCUGGGUUUCUCCGUCAUCGGAGGAGAGAGAGGCAUUUUCGUGAAGUCUAUCACUCCUGGAGGCGCAGCGCACACUGACGCCACGUUACAAGUCGGGGAUCGUCUGCUUAAAGUGAAUGAUGAGCUGAUGACUGGUGUGUCACAUUCCAAAGCAGUCACCACCAUCCGGAAAGCUAAAGGUGUCGUUCACCUCGUAGUGUCUCGACCUCCUGAUCAGACCCCCAGCACGUACCUGGGCUUCCUGCCUCUGAGCUCAAGCAACGGUAACACAGAUGUGAGUGAAGACAGUGGAGUGAAAACAAAACUCUGUAGUUCACCAGAGGCACGAAAAUCCAAAAGUCCACCUGCACUUCCACCUAUAGAUUAUGACUCUGUAGAGAAAAGACUAGAAGCUGAGGAGUCUGAAGACACAGACUGUGACGGUUCUUCUCUCCCAGAAGAUUCUCCAGAGACAACAAGGAGGACAGAAUGGAAAGAGGACACCGUGGACAGCCCACAGAACGACAGUUACCUGCACUCGUCUUCGGGACAGCUGGACGAGGACGAGCUCACGUGGGGCAGCGAUGAACUCCCCAUUGAUAACAUCAACUCCAAAUUCACUGGAGAUGGACCGAUCAUCACGGAGGAGGAGCUGACCUCACUGCCCCUGGUCAAAGUGGUUCCCAACGGCCAGUACACUGGGCCGAAGCUCAACUCCGUGGUGAGGAUGAUGAGAGGACUGCUGGAGCAGAAGGUCCCCUUACAGGAGUUUGAGAAUCUGCAGAAUUUACAGCCGCUGGACGACUGUUUGAUUGGACAGACGCAGGAAAACAAGAAGAAAAACCGUUACAAAAACAUAGUGCCCUUUGACACUACGAGAGUGACCCUGGGCAAAGACGGCGGCUACAUCAACGCCAACUUCAUCAAGAUGCCCGUGAAGGACGAGAGCUUUCUGUACAUUGCGUGCCAGGGUCCACUUCCCACCACGCUGGCAGAUUUCUGGCAGAUGGUCUGGGAGCAGAAGUCCAACGUUAUCGCCAUGAUGACCCAGGAGGUGGAGGGAGGAAAGGUGAAAUGUCAGCGGUACUGGCCCGACACGCCGCACACGCCGCAGAUGGUGGACGACAAGCUGCAGAUCACGCUGGUCAAAGAUCAGCACCUGGACAACUUCAUCAUCCGUCUUAUAGAGGUCAAGGACGUCCAGACGAACGAAAUCCAGAGAGUCACACACCUGAACUACACGGGCUGGCCCGAUCACGGCACUCCCAUGCAGCCUGAACAGCUCCUGACCUUCAUUUCCUACAUGAGACACAUCCACCAAUCAGGGCCCAUCAUCACCCACUGCAGCGCCGGGAUUGGCCGAUCAGGAACGCUCAUCUGCAUAGACGUCGUUCUUGGUUUAAUCAGCAAAGACACGGAUUUUGACAUCUCGGAUGUGGUGAGGACAAUGAGACUGCAAAGACAAGGCAUGGUGCAGACUGAGGAACAAUAUAUUUUCUGCUACCAAGUCAUCCUGUACGUGCUCAGAUGUCUGCAGGCUGAGGAGAAGAUGUCAGGAUAGAGACGUGGCCUCACUUCGCCGUGUUCCUGUUCUCAAACCUGAAACCACCAGCAAGAACCUUUUCACACCUCCUCAGUUCAAAAGAAAAUAUUAAAGAUUAUGGGGUUUUUUUGUACAUUCCUGUCGCUUCCAUUCCCUCCUGCUGAGCGCUCCUUCUCAAGACACAUCAGCAAAAACCAUUGAUUUUAUAAAGUUCUUUUCUCCACUACUUUUUUAUGGAUCUUUUACUGAUGAUAAGAGCAAAUAAAUUCCUAUUUUAAGUGUAUUUUAUUGCUGCCUCGACAGAAUACGAUGACAGUAUUUGCUUUGUAAAUCUUUUCCCAGUCGCUGAGUGCCAGUGAUGGUCACUGAAAUGAAAGUGUACAUAUUUAGCUCCCGACAGUUGUGGAUACGAUGUUUAAGUUGUUACAUACUGGACAAUUUGCAAUUUGUAAAUAAAAGAGUAUCGUGCCUUUAAA